Messenger RNA from Tribolium castaneum (red flour beetle), 3076 nucleotides. RefSeq lists its product as uncharacterized. The record is from RefSeq and is a predicted model, not a curated record. The transcript is spliced from 2 exons. Bases 482 to 2773 code for a protein of 763 amino acids. Lineage: Eukaryota; Metazoa; Arthropoda; Insecta; Coleoptera; Tenebrionidae.
CAUAUGGUGCGAUAAUAAUCUAAAUUCCCAGAAAACCACGAAGAGUGUGAAACCCAGUGUCGCAGUAAGCUGAUAAAAUUUAGUCACCUUGCAAUGUUAGAGAACUUCUCAGCCUAUAAAGAAGUGUUAAAUAAAUUAAUGUGGAUAAAGAAACAACUGGUUGUUUCUUUGAGUUUUCGGAGAAUUUGUUUAUUCUAAAAGCACUAAAAGUAACCUUCGCUGAUAAUAAAAACAGCUGCACAAUUGACAUGCCACAUUAAAGUGCAAUCAAGGGAAGAAAAAGCACAAUUCGUUUGAUAAAACCAUUAAAGCCCGCUUUCCUGUACCAUUUCUUCCAACACAUGUGCGGGUUAAGUCGAGACAAAUGGAAUCACAAGACCAAGGUCGCUGGGAGAAACAGUCUCUAACAGUUCUAAUCUCUUCCUGUAUGUUUUAUUGAUUACUCAAAGCAUUCAGUCGUAAAUAAAAUUGUGCUUGCAAAAUGUCCCCGGACUCUAAAAAAGUGUGUUUUAAAAAUUUCGAAAGACAACACAAGAUUCCUUUCGUAAUUUACGCACAUAUUGAAUCCGCAAGAAUUCCAACGCCUGGGCAGAAGUCAGUAUUUGUGCAAAAACCUUGCGGGUUUGCUUAUUCAAUUAAAUGUUGUUACGACCGUUCCCUGUCAAAAUGUGAGAGUUACUACGGAGAAGACUGCGUGAGUCUUUUGUGGAAGCUUUUGAAAAGGGAAGCGAAGGAAAUAAGUGAGAAACUGAAAACAAAAGUGGAACCUUUGGGCCUGAACGAGGAACAAAUCAAUCAAAUUUCCAAACUAACCAAAUGCUACCUCUGCAGUGAGGCUUUACAUGAAGACAAAGACAUCGAUUUUCAUCCCCUAACUGGGGACUAUUUGGGAUUAGGGCACAAGGAGUGUCGAGGGUUUCGCAAAAUCCCGAAGUCCAUUCCAGUUGUGGUCUCAAAAAAUGGACUGACUUUUUUACUAGGAGCGCUGAGUAAGGGCGAACUUGACGAAAUACUUUUCAUUUGUGGGAACAAAGAAGGCAGAUUUGGAUUCAUGACUCCAAUUCCUGGCUUCCAAUAUUUGAAAUUUGUGGAGUCUUGCAAAUUUCUCGACGAAGAGUUUGAAAAUCAAGACAGGAUUUUGAGCGAUUCCAAAAAGAAGGGCGUCAGACGGUGGUUUAAAGCCCUUUCCGAGUUUGAUUUGAUGAAAAGGAAGACUUGGGUCCCGUUUUUGUAUCUGGACUCUUUCGACAAACUCACCAGAAGUGAUUUUCCUCCACCUUCUGGCUUCUACGAUGAGCUUGAAGACGAAGAAAUUUCGCCAGAGGAGUAUGACCGUGCUGUGCGUAUUUGGACGGUUUUUGGGUGUGAAACUGUCGGUGACUAUUUAAAACUUUGCUUGGAAUCCAGCGUGUUAUUACUGGGAGACGUCUUCGAAAGUUUUCGAAUGCUGUGUUUGGAUAAGUACAAGUUAGAUCCGUUUCAUUACUUCACAAUUGCCUCGUUUGCGUGGGACGUUAUGUUGAAACACAUCAAAGUCAAAUUAGAGUUGUUGGAAGAUCAGGAAAUGAUUGCUUUUAUCAAGGAUAAUAUCCGCGGCGGAAUUGUACAAUGUUCAAAGCGAUAUGCACUUGCAAAUAACCGGUUUUGCCAACUUGACCAAACCAAACCGCACACAUUUAUUGUGUAUUUGGACGCGAAUAAUUUGGGAGGGUGGGCGAUGUCGCAGUGUUUGCCUUUUUCCGAAUUUCGUUGGAUGAGUCGAAACGAAAUUGAAGAAAUUGCGCCCAAAGUCGGAAUCCUUGAAGAAGAGGGAGCUUACGGUUACAUUUUUGAAGUCGACUUGGAUUAUCCGAAAAAGUUACACGAGAAACACAACGAUUUGCCUUUUUGUUACGAACACUUGACUGUCCCCGAGCUGGGCCAAACCGUGCGCAUUUUGAAUUUCUACAAUAAACGGAAUUACGUGAUGGAUUUCCGGAAUUUAAAGCAAUGUCUUUCGAACGGCCUUAUCCUGAAAAAAAUCCACCGUGUCUUGCAAUUCAAACAGUCAAAGUGGUUGCAACCUUACAUCGCCUACAACACAAACCUGCGGGCAAGUGCUGUGUCUGACAUUGAGAAGAAACUCUACAAACUGCUCAACAAUUCUGUUUUCGGGAAAACCAUUCAGAGAUUAAGCACCGACAAGCCAAUCUACGCCGGUUUCUGCAUCCUAGAGUUAUCGAAAAAAUUCAUGUACGACUUUCACUACAAAAUCAUGCUUUCCCGAUACCCCCAAAGAAUUAACCUUCUCUAUAUGGACACAGACUCCUUUAUUUACGAAAUCCAAACAUGCAAUUUUUUCCGCGACUUGCAGUUUGAUGAGAAGUUGUUGGAGCUUUUCGACACUUCCAAUUUGGAUAAACGGUGGGGAAUCCCCCCAAGGAACAAAAAAGUUCCGGGAAAAAUGAAAGACGAAUGUGAUGGGAAAGUCGUACGUGAGUUUUGCGGAGUCGGAGCUAAGGUUUACUGUUUGGAUGUUGAUGGGGAAGAGGUGAAGAAGGCCAUGGGGGUGAGAAAAUAUGUGAAGAGGAAGUAUAUUUCAGUGGAGGACUAUCGGAAUUGUGUGUUGGGAGAUGUUACAGUUAGGAGGGGUUUCCUCGAAACGGGGUGCAAAAAUUACGAACUGAAGGCGUAUUGGGUGAAACGAGAUGUCUUAAUGCCGGGAGAUAAAAAACGCCGUAUUAGGGAAAAUAAAGUUGAUACCGAUGCGUGGGGACCGUUGGUUGAUGAUUAAAUGACUUAAAUAAUUUAUUACGAUAUUUUUGGCCCAAAAUAAAUAUUUUUGGAUACUUAUUUUGGAACAGAGGUAGUAUUAUUUAUUGUUCUUUGCUUCAACAACUUUAGUUUUUUAGAAAUGUAAUUUUUCUUUACAAGGUGCAAACAGUCUUAAAUGUAUAACAUAUCAGUAUUUUGCUUUGUAUGCGUUUAACUGGUCUCACCAGUUCUAUUAUUUUCUUUUAAAACAUUUUGGAGUUUAUUUUUGUUAUUGAUUUACUAUUUAUCACAAGUGACUAUAAUAAAAUGUUUAGUUUUUAAA